Anopheles marshallii is the source of this 957-nucleotide messenger RNA. RefSeq lists its product as uncharacterized. The transcript has 7 exons. The record is from RefSeq and is a predicted model, not a curated record. The coding region runs from base 1 to 957 and encodes 318 amino acids. Lineage: Eukaryota; Metazoa; Arthropoda; Insecta; Diptera; Culicidae.
AUGGAUAAACGUACGAGCAUGAAAAUUGGAUUACUCUGCGUGCUGCUUGGAGCAUGCUCGGCGGUGAAAAUCAUCAACCUGAAAGUCCCAUCCACCUACCUGCUGGAUCAAACGUCCAAAACGCCCGACCCGCUAAUACUCGACUGCGAGUACGAGGUGGACGAAAGUGAGAAAGGAUUCGUGCUGAAAUGGCUCCUGGACGGACAGCCGGUCUAUCAGUGGAUACCGUCAAAAAAUCCUUUCCCCUUCCAAUCGUUUAAGAACCGGGUCGAUACCAGCUACGUCGUGUCGCAGGAGCAUCUGCACAAGCAUCGAGCGAUGGCGAUCAUCAAACCGCUGGCCAACUUUACCGGCGAGUACAUGUGCAUCGUGCAGACGUACGCGUCGAUUGAUAGGAAAUCGGCCAAGCUGAAAAUUAUCGUUCGGGAGAGUAAAUUCGACCUAAGCUACUACCUGAACGGCGAUGGGUACAUCACGGUUGAUUGCCACGCACGGGACAUUUCCCCGCUACCAGAGCUCCAGAUACGCAUCAACUACGAGCUAUUCGAGACGGAAAACCUUAAAUCCGUCCAGGGUGAGAAUGGUCUGUACAACGUGUCUAUCAGCGGCCGGAUACGAAAGGAUCAGCUCGAAUCGCCGGCCAUGAUCGAGUGUCUACUCUCGAUACCGGAGACGAACUAUAACAAACGCCGCUCGACGACAUACUACGCGCGCAAAACUAAAUCUAACAAUAAACCGCUUCCAGAAUCGCAUCUAAAAACCACUACCACUACGGUGGCGACCACGACGACGGUCGAAAUGCUGCAAGCGGCACCGGAAAACCUACAGAAGAAGGGCUUUAACGCGACCGAUUCGAAUGGCGCUAGCAGCAGUCUUCCGGUGCCGCUACGAACGACCACAAGCGUGCUGGCGACCGUCGUGACGAUUUUACUCAUCUUCACCACAACGCUCUUGUAG